CUCCGAGUCGUAUCACUAUCCAGUUCUCCCAAAUAUGCAGCAUUGUCUUACACCUGGGGCGGAGACCCUAGUCCCGCGUACAUUGUUGAAUGUGGAUCCGAUCGAAUCCAAGUGACCAAGAGCUGUAUCGACGCGUUACUCCAAAUCAGCGCAAGGGGCGACAAGAUGAGCAUUUGGGUCGACGCGAUUUCCAUCGACCAGAAGAAUGAAAAAGAGAAGAACCACCAAGUAGGCAUCAUGAACGAGAUUUACAGCCAUGCCAAAACGGUAUAUGUCUGGCUCGGGAGCAGCACGGAAGACUCCGACAAAGCAAUU
Trematosphaeria pertusa is the source of this 315-nucleotide messenger RNA. RefSeq names its product heterokaryon incompatibility. The transcript has a single exon. Lineage: Eukaryota; Fungi; Ascomycota; Dothideomycetes; Pleosporales; Trematosphaeriaceae. The record is from RefSeq and is a predicted model, not a curated record. The annotation marks the transcript as partial.